Haliotis rubra (blacklip abalone) is the source of this 3384-nucleotide messenger RNA. RefSeq lists its product as uncharacterized. Bases 261 to 1652 code for a protein of 463 amino acids. NCBI's taxonomy places the organism in Eukaryota, Metazoa, Mollusca, Gastropoda, Lepetellida, Haliotidae. The record is from RefSeq and is a predicted model, not a curated record. The transcript has 14 exons. Gene Ontology annotation, molecular function: hydrolase activity, acting on carbon-nitrogen (but not peptide) bonds, in cyclic amidines; zinc ion binding.
CAAGCGUGUUUAUAUGCUGUGUAACCGUGCGGUAUACCCAUCUUGAGUGUUGUUGCAACUCUCGCAUUUUGUGCAAACUCAUUUUCCCACAUAUUGUCAUUUCAGGAGGAAAAGGAUAUUGUUUUCUUUGCGUCAUAUCAAAUACCUAUCUUAAUCUGUUAACAAUGAAUGUUUCCCGGGAACUGCUAUGACGCAACAGUCAGACUUUACCGUGUACGGUCAACUUCAAAACUACGGGCUGUCGUAUCUCUGGAACUGCUAUGACGCAACGGUCAGACAACACGAUGUUGUACAGUCGACUUCAAAACAACGGGCAGUAUCCUGGAACUGCUAUGACGCAACGGUCAGACAACACGAUGUUGUACAGUCGACUUCAAAACAACGGGCAGUAUCCUGGAACUGCUAUGACGCAACGGUCAGAUAACACGAUGUUGUACAGUCGACUUCAAAACAACGGGCAGUAUCCUGGAACUGCUAUGACGCAACGGUCAGACAACACGAUGUUGUACAGUCGACUUCAAAACUACGGGCAGUAUCCUGGAACUGCUAUGACGCAACGGUCAGACAACACGAUGUUGUACAGUCGACUUCAAAACAACGGGCAGUAUCCUGGAACUGCUAUGACGCAACGGUCAGACAACACGAUGUUGUACAGUCGACUUCAAAACAACGGGCAGUAUCCUGGAACUGCUAUGACGCAACGGUCAGACAACACGAUGUUGUACAGUCGACUUCAAAACAACGGGCAGUAUCCUGGAACUGCUAUGACGCAACGGUCAGACAACACGAUGUUGUACAGUCGACUUCAAAACAACGGGCAGUAUCCUGGAACUGCUAUGACGCAACGGUCAGACAACACGAUGUUGUACAGUCGACUUCAAAACAACGGGCAGUAUCCUGGAACUGCUAUGACGCAACGGUCAGACAACACGAUGUUGUACAGUCGACUUCAAAACAACGGGCAGUAUCCUGUGGAGUCCAGUGGAGAAAUGAAAGGACUACCUGAUGACAGAAUUCUACGGAUAUUUUGGAUGACUGGGUGCCCUUUGUUUCCGCGUCCAAGAAUGGGUAUAGCUGUGUGUGUCGUAGGAAGUGAAAAGGUAGGAGCAUUCCAGUCAAGCAGGAGUCAGAAUGGACUCUGUCGACAUGCAGAAGAAGAAUUGAUGCAACAAUUAAAUAUAGACCUUAAAAGUGGAACAUUAGAACAUAAAUUAAGAAAAUCAGGAACUACCAAAAUUGAAAUAUUUCAGAAUUAUAGCCCAUGUGGGGCCUGCGCUAAACCCAUUAGCGUCUUUCUGGGCAGACUAAAAAAGGUCUACCCCAAUGUCACGUUACACAUUCAUUUUGUGUGUAUAUACAAGAUAUUUUGGAACAAGAAAGGACCGGGACCACACUUUAUUACACCAGAAGAGCACACACAAAACCUUGAAGGGUUGUUACAUCUUGAAGCAAAUGGAAUACAGAUGCAACCAUUCACUUCACAAACAUGGGCAAAUCUAUCGGACAUACGUAUGUCUGACACAAAUAGGUCAGACUAUGUAGCUGGAGAUUAUCCUGGAUGGUAUGGGCACCACAGCCGAGAAGUGGCUGAUAAAAAAACCGCUGAAACCUUUCUUAGAUUAUUUCCUUCAGAAAGCCCACCUAUUCUAUGAGCGAGAACUUCGAAAGCUCAAACAGGUUGCAAAAGAAUGUAUUUUAGGCGUUUCAGUUCUAGAAACGUUUGUUACAUGGCACAUACGACUUCCAGAAACAUACACCCUGCGGAACAUUGUCAACUCGUGGGUUUUCUUGACCCAACCUGUAUUCGGGAUUUUAACCAACGAGAUAUGAAACUGUUCAAUUGUUUACUGAUUUGAUUUCUGUCUCAUCCCUUUUCACUUUCUUUAGCCGUGCCCUUUGAAGGUCAAUAUGAAAGUCAACUGAAGGUGCUUCAGAACAGCUGAUGCUAUUGGUUAUUUCAUAAACCAGCUACUUUGUCCUUUAGCGAUAAGGAGUCACUGUCUGUCAUAGGUAAGACACCAGCAGGUAACACUAGGUCUGCCAUCAUAAUGUGUCACCACCAGGUAACACUAGGUCUGACACCAUAACGUGUCACCACCAGGUAAAACCAGGACUGACACCAUAAUGUGUCACCACCAGGUAACACCAUGUCUGCCAUCAUAAUGUGUCACCACCAGGUAACACCAUGUCUGCCAUCAUAAUGUGUCACCACCAGGUAACACCAUGUCUGCCAUCAUAAUGUGUCACCACCAGGUAACACUAGGUCUGCCAUCAUAACGUGUCACCACCAGGUAACACUAGGACUGCCAUCAUAAUGUGUCACCACCAGGUAACACUAGGUCUGCCAUCAUAAUGUGUCACCACCAGGUAACACUAGGACUGCCAUCAUAAAGUGUCACCACCAUGUAACACUAAGUCUGCCAUCAUAAUGUGUCACCAUGUAACACUAGGACUGCCAUCAUAAAGAGUCACCACCGUGUAACACUAGGUCUGCCAUCAUAAUGUGUCACCACCGUGUAACACUAGGUCUGCCAUCAUAAUGUGUCACCAGGUAACACUAGGACUGACAACAUAAUGUGUCACCACCAGGUAACACUAGGUCUGCCAUCAUAAUGUGUCACCACCAGGUAACACUAGGUCUGCCAUCAUAAUGUGUCACCACCAGGUAACACUAGGUCUGCCAUCAUAAUGUGUCACCACCAGGUAACACCAGGUCUGCCAUCAUAAUGUGUCACCACCAGGUAACACUAGGACUGCCAUCAUAAUGUGUCACCACCAGGUAGCACUAGGUCAGCCAUCAUAAUGUGUCACCACCAGGUAACACUAGGUCUGCCAUCAUAAUGUGUCACCACCAGGUAACACUAGGUCUGCCAUCAUAAUGUGUCACCACCAGGUAACACUAGGUCUCCCAUCUUAAUGUGUCCAUAUAUUCUAUAUUGAUAUACUCUUGAUGACACCAGAUUACUUGUAAAUCAUUUCAGAUGGUUUGUUUUACACUUGUAUAUGAAGCUUAUCUCUACCAUUUGUAUAUAUUAGAACAGGAAUAAACUUCCCACUUUUGUGAAGGUUAUCCUUGUUCUAAACAGAUUCCUCAUUGAUACAGUAGAGAACUGAAAUUACUUGUUAUUUCACUUCAGUUGAUACUUUUAUUGUGAAUGUCUUUAUGAAUUUGUCAGUGUCAGUUUACAUGACAUGGAAAUAUCAUUUGUCUAUAACGCCCCUUUCCAAUUCCAUAUGUAUGACAUGGCGAGCCAUGACAUGGUGUGUCAGAUCACGGUAUGUCCAGCAAUGACAUGGUGUGUCAGAUCCCGGUAUGUCCAGCCAUGACAUGGUGUGUCAGAUCCCCGGAUGUCCAGCCAUGACAUGGUGUGUCAGAUCCCCGGA